AUGUGGAUACUGCCGUUGCUUGGAUAUGUGGGUGUCAUUUUGGGCUUCGCCUUCUUGACGCUUGCCAUAGCUUCCGGCCUGUACUACCUCUCUGAGCUUGUGGAAGAGCAUACCGUAUUCGCAAAGAAGCUACUGUACCGACUCAUCUAUGGCGUGGUCGGUAUCCAAAUCUUGCUUCUAGUCGUCGAUCGGUUUCCAGUCGGACUCAGCGCGUUGAGUGUUGUGUCGCAUGUCAUUUAUGCGCAGAACCUCAGGCGAUUUCCCAUUGUCAAGCUCACGGACCCACUGUUCUUGGUCUCUUGCGCCCUCGUGAUCGCAAAUCACUAUCUUUGGUUUCGUCACUUUAGCGCUCCGCCAGCGAACACAUACUCUUCGUACUCAUACUCCCGCGACGUCAACAUUCCCACCUUCACCGAGAUCGCAUCCUACUUCGGCCUAUGCGUCUGGCUAGUUCCUUUUGCCUUGUUCGUCUCCUUGUCCGCUGGCGAGAACGUUCUUCCCUCAAUGGGCUCCGAGUACGCGACUGGAGACGGUAGCAGCUAUAUCAUGCCAGGGAAAGCACCAGAGUCGUUUGGCAGCGGGACGGGUAUUGGAGUUGGCGGAGUGAGCAGUGGGAUGGAGGGCAAGAGGAGAGCAAGAAGUGGAACAAACGCGGGCAUGGCGAAGGCCGUUGUCACUGGCGUCAGGGAGUGGGUCGGAGAGACGGGAGAGGUUAUGGGACUGUGGAAGGGUGAGAGAACGAGGCCAACAUUUUAA
Alternaria arborescens is the source of this 756-nucleotide messenger RNA. RefSeq lists its product as hypothetical. The coding region runs from base 1 to 756 and encodes 251 amino acids. The transcript has 3 exons. Gene Ontology annotation, molecular function: COPII receptor activity. Gene Ontology annotation, biological process: endoplasmic reticulum to Golgi vesicle-mediated transport. The record is from RefSeq and is a predicted model, not a curated record. Gene Ontology annotation, cellular component: Golgi membrane; endoplasmic reticulum membrane; COPII-coated ER to Golgi transport vesicle. Lineage: Eukaryota; Fungi; Ascomycota; Dothideomycetes; Pleosporales; Pleosporaceae.